Zophobas morio is the source of this 387-nucleotide messenger RNA. RefSeq lists its product as uncharacterized. The record is from RefSeq and is a predicted model, not a curated record. Bases 1 to 387 code for a protein of 128 amino acids. The transcript is spliced from 5 exons. Gene Ontology annotation, molecular function: ATPase activator activity. NCBI's taxonomy places the organism in Eukaryota, Metazoa, Arthropoda, Insecta, Coleoptera, Tenebrionidae. Gene Ontology annotation, cellular component: PAM complex, Tim23 associated import motor. Gene Ontology annotation, biological process: protein import into mitochondrial matrix.
AUGGAAAGCCAAAUAAAUAAAGCUACUGUGGUCGCAGCGGUCUUCGCCUUGUCUGGCCCCAUAAUAUUGGGUUUAGGUCUUAUUGGCUUAUCCUUUCUGAGCAAGUUUGGAAAAAAACUAUUACAAGGACCGAAUUUUAAAGUUAAAAAUACCGCCUCAUUUGCAAAGUUAAAACAUUUUUAUAAAGGAGGUUUUGAGGAAAAAAUGUCGAAAAGGGAAGCUGCCCUUAUUUUAGGAAUUAGUCCUGCUACACCUAUCAAACGCGUUAGGGAAGCUCAUCGUAGAAUCAUGUUAGCUAAUCAUCCCGACCGAGGUGGGUCUCCUUUUUUAGCCUCAAAAAUUAACGAAGCCAAAGAUAUAUUAGAAGGAAAAAGGAAAAUAAAAUAA